Messenger RNA from Conger conger (European conger), 282 nucleotides. RefSeq names its product E3 SUMO-protein ligase RanBP2-like. The transcript is spliced from 2 exons. The record is from RefSeq and is a predicted model, not a curated record. The coding region runs from base 1 to 282 and encodes 93 amino acids. Gene Ontology annotation, molecular function: peptidyl-prolyl cis-trans isomerase activity. Gene Ontology annotation, biological process: protein peptidyl-prolyl isomerization. Gene Ontology annotation, cellular component: intracellular membrane-bounded organelle. NCBI's taxonomy places the organism in Eukaryota, Metazoa, Chordata, Actinopteri, Anguilliformes, Congridae.
AUGUCCGCUGACAUUUAUAAGUGGGGUGGAGACAUUACCAAGCAGGACGGGACCGGAGGAAAGUCAAUCUUCGGGGAGAAGUUUGAGGAUGAGAACUUUGACGUGAAGCACACAGGCCCGGGCCUGCUCUCCAUGGCGAACCGCGGCCGUGACACCAACAACUCCCAGUUCUUCAUCACCCUGAAGAAAGCGGAGCACCUCGAUUUCAAGCACGUGGUCUUUGGCUUCGUCAAAGACGGCAUGGACGUUGUUAAAAAGAUGGGAGACCGAGUAAGAAGAUAG